AGCCAUUGGCUCGAGCUGGUGACAUCCGAGAUGCGCUGCGUGCGCUUCCUGCGGCUCCCGCGCGCGGCCCAGGUGGUCCAGGUGGCCCGGGUGGCCCGAGUGGCCCGGGUGGCCCGAGUGGCCCGGGUGGCCCGGGCCGGCUGCGCGCCAAGUGGCGCUUUGGGCCGGAGAUGGAGCAGCUCGGCUUCCGGAUGCCUCGAGAAGUACAGGGAGCUGAAGACCAAGGGGGAGAUCAAAGAGGAUUCUAGGCAGGAGGUGUGCAUGAAGAUGCUGGACGAUCUAGCCCGGCAGGUCGAGGGAUACUCGCCGAAGAUGACCAGAGCUUCAAAGCAGGCUACCCCAAAGGCAUCUUCCACCGGGCUUUUCGGCCUCCUAGGGAGCAAACCCAGUGCCCAAAAGCCGGCAGAUGCCUCUUUGCGGCCGAUGCCAGGCCAGAUUGGUCUUUACCUGUGGGGUGGCACCGGAACUGGCAAGACCUUCAUGAUGAACAUGUUCUAUGACAAGGUCAAGAUUUCUAGCAAGAAGAGAGUUCAUUUUCAUGAAUGGAUGAUUGAUGUGCAUUCACGACUGCAUCGAAGACAAAAGGGCAGCAGUUCAAACACGGACAGCACAGCUGAUGAUCUGAUAGAGCAAGUUGCUGCAGACAUGAUGAAAGAUGCAUGGCUGCUGUGCUUCGAUGAGUUUCAGGUUACCCAUAUCAGCGAUGCGAUUAUCAUGAAGCGCAUCUUUUCUGUUCUUUUUGAGCUUGGUGCCGUGGUGGUGGCUACCUCCAACCGUCCACCCAAAGACUUGUACCUCAAUGGGCUGAACCGGCCCUUGUUUACGCCGUUCAUCCCCAUGCUCGAGGCCUUCUGCACUGUUCAUGAUAUCGGUGCAGAGGUGGACUAUAGAAUGUGCUCCAGCCGGGAUGACGAGGAUGACCGAGUGUACAUCACGCCCAACGGACUCGGCGAGAAGAAGUUGCUAGAAGCCAAAUUCGCCAAAAUUUGUCAUGGCCACGUUCGCUUUGGUAUGCAAGUGGAAACGCAAGGUCGCCGGAUUGUCGUCCCCCGAGCUGCUGAGAACUCAGCUGUGGCAUGGUUCAAGUUUUCAGACCUCUGUGACAAGCCGCUUGGAGCCGCAGACUACCUCGCGAUAGGCCAGGCCUUCCACACAAUCUUCCUUGCGGACAUACCGCGACUGACUAUGCAGGAGCGGGACCAAGUGAGGCGGUUCAUUACAUUGAUUGACACUUUGUACGAGUCCCACACCAAGUUGUUGUGCGUGGCCGAGCUGGAUCCCAUCUCUCUGUUCCACGUGACCCAGGAGGAGCGUAGUAGCUCGGUGGCGGAUGAGAUUUUUGCCUGGGACCGCACUGUGAGCCGCCUCAUGGAGAUGCAGUCUGCCGCGUAUUUGAGCGCCGCAGUAAGGAAGCUUAGUGCGGAUCAGUUCCUGGGGCAGUACAAGCUAAAGAGCUUGUCCGACCAGGACUUCAAGGAGUUGUGGCGCCGCUAUGAUCAGGAUGGCAACGGCGUCUUGGACGCGGAGGAGUUCCGCUUUCUGCUGGGGGACCUGAUGGAGCUCCAGGUGGGCCACCGGCACGUCUCGGAGGAGCUGUUCCAGGUUUGUCUGGAGGACCUUCAUAGUCACGGGAAGACUGUGACCUUCAAGGACUUCCAGAGGUAUAUCGGGGAUUUCGCUACAAUCGAGAGCGUCAUCCAAGAGCAUGUGCCAGUGGCCGCUGGGCGUGGUCUGAUGGCCUGAUGCGGCGGCCUUGGCAUGGGCCUGGCACGCGGCGUUUUUUGUAGUCGGAGCCCUGCUCAAAUCUUCCACACUGGGCUCGUUUCACGCCCCGGACGGCUUUGGCCUCCGGGGUGGGACCAAUUGACUGGCCAAAUCGGUCGAUCGAGCGGCGAAGGUGCGGGAUGGGAUGGGACG
Messenger RNA from Effrenium voratum, 1917 nucleotides. Lineage: Eukaryota; Dinophyceae; Suessiales; Symbiodiniaceae. The record is from the annotation of a GenBank genome assembly.